This is a messenger RNA of Cydia pomonella (codling moth), 2417 nucleotides long. RefSeq lists its product as uncharacterized. Lineage: Eukaryota; Metazoa; Arthropoda; Insecta; Lepidoptera; Tortricidae. The record is from RefSeq and is a predicted model, not a curated record. The transcript has a single exon. Bases 411 to 2261 code for a protein of 616 amino acids.
UUGUCUAAACAGUAAGUACAAUUCUUAGUCAUGCUUUUUAAAAUACACAUGUAUUUUACUUUCCUCGUCUUCGAAAUGAAAAAUAGAGUGUUUAACUAGGGUGAAAGGCACCAUUUUAGUCUCAGACUAUUGUCGGUCUCCCAGCGUGUGAGCGCCAAACUAGCUCGACAGAAAUGAGUGCCUUUUAUCCCUUGGUUAACAAUCAACUAUAAAUGUAUGUUGUUGAUUUAUAAAUCAUUACUCAAUUCCAGUUGAGUUUAUAUAAAGGUAAUGGUAUUUGUGAAUAAACAAAAAAAUUAAUCUUCUCUACAAUUUAUCAAAAACUUGCUUUUCCCGACUAAGACUUACCCUUAUGACCAAUGAAUGUAUUCACAUAAUCACUUUUAUUUAAAAGUUGAUAUGAAAUAGACAUGUAUUUUAAUCUUGAAGUACUUUUUUACAUCAUUGGACAAUUUCACAUUGUGCUCAGUAUAGAAUAUUUUACCUUGGCGGAUGAUCAUAUAAACGAUUUAGCGACUUGCCUUGUAAAUAUAAUAUCCAGAGUCCACAUUGGGGCUGAAUUGGCUAUAAUUAACAACGAUGAGAUGACCAACGAUAUGAUUCGUGGUAUUCAUGCAUCAAGCAAUGCCAAGCUAUAUAUCAAAGACUACAACAAGCCAGUGAACAACACAUCACCUCAUGUGUUUAUAAUACACGUUGAAGACUUUGUGGCUUUAAAAGUUGUAAUUGGUGAAUUAGACAGAGAUUGGAAUCGAAAACCAGAGUCCUUGCAUAUCAUUAUUUUAACAGAAACAGCCAAAGAGGACCGUUUAGCGAUAUUUCGAUUAUUGUGGGAAUACCAUAUAAUAAAAGCCCUCAUUAUUACUGGUGACGUGGAUAAUAAAGCAUCAAUAUACACUUAUUUUCCUUACGAAGAGGGAUGGUGUGGGUUGGGCUACAACAAUAUUAUCAAGGUAUGCGAAUGUGAAGAUUCUGAUGUAUGGGACGUCUUCCUAAUUAUUGAUUAUCUGGAUAAACCUGCAUUAAGGAAUUGCACUCUACGUGUCGCUACUCACAACUACCCUCCAUUGGUUUUAGAGGACCCGAACCCUGACAAUAUAUUUGCUGUAGGUAUUGAGCGAUACUUGGUAGAAAUGUUUUUUGCGCAAGAGAACAUAACCUUAAAUUAUACAUUUUUCCCCGAAACGGAUGAAUUUGGAAAUAUUUCUGAUAAUUUCACAGUAACUGGAGUUCUCAGCAAGUUAUAUAAAAAUGAAGUUGACGUUGUUUUUGGGGGUUUCGCGCUAAAUCAUAGACGAUCAGCAUUUUUUAGUUACAUUUGCUCGCACUUGACAGUUGAAGAUAGUUUUGUGGCUAUAUCUCCUAGAGCUGAUUUAUUGGAAAGAUGGAAAAUAGUUUAUAUUAUAUUUAAUACAUUCGGUUGGUCAAUAAUACUGUUACUAUACUUUAUUUGUGCUAUGUUUUUAUCAUUUUUUAAUAAUUCGAGUGGGAGCCGAAAACACAAUUAUUAUUGUUCAGUGGUAUUCAAACUUAUUGGAAACACUACUAAUAAUACGGCUUUGGUUCUAACAGACAAUAUUUAUAAAAACGUGCUUACAAUACAUUGGAUAUGGUAUAUGUUUUUACUAUGCACUUUCUAUCAAACGCAAUUAACGACUUACACAACAUAUAGAUUGUAUAAAUCUCAAGUAAAUGAAUACAUGAAUUUACGUAACUAUAAUUGGAGCCCUUGUUUAGCUACUGAUAUAGGGCCGUUUUUGAAAAACUCGGGCGAUAUUCCUAUAAUAAAUGAAAAAUAUUUAGAAUAUCAAGAAUGCGAGACUGGAGAUCUAGCUCUGGACCAAGUAGCAAAAACACAGACCAAGUACACCGUAACAAAUUACUUAAGAUAUCAAUGGUGGAUUACCCAGCAUCCACACGGAAUAAAAAAAAUUCAUCUGAUGAGAAACAACUUUUAUAAUUUGCUCUAUGGUAUAUUUUUCAAACGUGGAUUUCCGCUUUUGGAUACGUUCGAAUCACAUAUAUGGCGUUUUGCUGAAUAUGGUUUUAUUGAAGCUAUUAAAAGUUUUCACUGUCUACGUAAAUAUUCAAGGACAUCAGCGGCUAUAAAUCAUUCAUUAGAGAUACGUGUUCUUAUAUUAGAAGAUCUAACUAUACCGUUUGCCAUUCUGAUUUCCGGCAUAAUAUUGUCAUGCUUCAUAUUUACUAUUGAGUUUUCGUACACACGCAGAAGAAAUGUAAACUGGGUUUUCAGUCCUUAAAUAAGCAUUAUUCUUAACGAUGCUUAUACAGUGAAACUUGGUUAAGUGUUAUCUGGAUAGGUGGGAAACCUCCAUAGGUGGGACUUAUGUUGCGGUCCCGACACUUUAGCAUUGAAUUACCACUGUUAGUAAGAUAAAACAAACCUCUGUAACUGA